Molecule: messenger RNA, 442 nt
Organism: Staurois parvus
Lineage: Eukaryota; Metazoa; Chordata; Amphibia; Anura; Ranidae
Source: the annotation of a GenBank genome assembly
UUAAAACAAGAAAUUGCAAAGUCUCUUUUUAUGGAGGAGGACUCAUCAGACUCAAAUGAAGAGUUCUUUGACACUAAAGAAGUUGAUCCUUCCUUUGUGAGAAGUAACCCUGUUCCAAAAGAGCCCUCACAUAAGGAUGAUUCAGAACCUGCAGCAGAGACUAACCCCUGAGGAUCUGACAGAUCUGCACCUACAAUUUGAAGUGAAAGAAGUUAUUUUGGAAUUGACCAAACAACAACAGAAAGAGGAGAUCACAGUUUUGGUGUUUAGAGUACAGCAAUUGGGUACUGAAGCUUAUGUUAAGACCUAUGAUCUUCAAGCUGUGGCCUAUCUAAAAACAAUUAGUCUGGACUACUAUGAUGUUCUAGGUCUCCAUACACAGCCUCUUCAUCUAAUAAACUCUUCAGAUAAAGAAGGUCUGGAUCUCUUGAAAGUAGAAUAU